AACACGAAGAAGAAUUGUGAAGCUAGCUAGCUUAAUUCACAGACCUGUAUCCAGCCUCUUGCUAAUGAGGAUUAAACAAACCUGAAAUUUACAGCUUUUUAAAUUUUAUUUUGGUGGCUAGUGGUAAUAAUAAAAUUAUAAAUUUUAUAGAAACCCCUCCCCGCCCGUCAGAAUGCUGGUCGGGCUUGAAUUUGUGGGAUUAUCCUCCUGAAUUAUCUGACAAGGGCCUCGAAUCCUCGGCGUUUGGGUGAACGGUUACCCGUGACCUGAGACGCACUUAGCCGGGGACCAGCUGGACACAAAUUUAGUCUUUAAUACCAGCCUUUUGCUAUCAUGUCGCACAAUGGACCCCCUCCACGGUGGCGCAACUGUCCCAGGAGAGGUCAGCCUGUGGCAGGUAAAUUCCUUCCUAUGAAAACAAUGUUGGGUCCCAGAUACGACGAGCAAGUGGCAGAGGAGAACAGGUUUCAUCCGAGCAUGCUGUCCAACUAUUUAAAAAGUCUCAAUGUGAAAAUGGGUUUGCUUGUGGAUUUGACCAACACCACCCGCUUUUAUGACCGCAAUGACAUCGAAAAAGAAGGGAUCGCUUAUGUGAAGCUUCAGUGUAAAGGCCAUGGGGAGUGUCCUUCAACAGAGACAACUGCUAAUUUCAUGAGGCUCUGUGAGCAAUUCAUAGAGAAGAAUCCCACAGAUAUCAUAGGUGUUCACUGCACGCAUGGCUUCAAUCGAACAGGCUUCCUGAUCUGUGCCUACCUGGUGGAGAAGAUGGACUGGAGCGUGGAGGCAGCUGUAGCUGCUUUCGCCCAGGCACGGGCCCCUGGGAUCUAUAAGGGGGACUACCUCAAAGAGCUUUUCUGUCGCUAUGGUGAUGUGGAGGACACACCCCCUGCACCUGAACUGCCCGAGUGGUGCUUUGACGACGGCGACGAGGACGAAGGGGACGAUGACGGUAACACGGUCGGUCAGGAGUCUGGCCCCAGCUCCUCGGGGUCGGCCCCUGGGAAAAGAAAGAAAGAGAAGCUAAAGCUGGGUGCAGUGUUUCUCGAAGGCAUCACAGUGAAAGGGGUCACACAGAUCACCUCCGAACCCAAGUUAGGAAAGAUCCAGAGAAUGUGUCAGGAGAUGGCCGAGUGGGACAAGUCUGGAUUUCCCGGUGCGCAGCCCGUGUCCAUGGACAGACAAAAUCUUCGUUUUCUCGAGCAGAAUCCUUAUAAAGUCAGCUGGAAGGCCGAUGGUACACGGUACAUGAUGCUGAUCAAUGGGAAAAGUGAAGUGUACAUGAUCGACAGAGACAACGCCGUCUUCCACAUAGCAAACCUAGAGUUUCCUUUCCGGAAAGAUCCACGUGUUCAUUUAUCAAACACUCUACUUGAUGGGGAGAUGAUCAUCGACAAGGUGAAUGGUCAGCCGGUCCCUCGGUACUUGAUAUAUGACAUCAUCAAAUUCAACGGGCAGCCCGUUGGCCAGUGUGAUUUCAAUAUCCGACUGUUGUGCAUAGAAAAGGAAAUAAUUUCCCCUCGGAUGGAAAAGAUGAAGACAGGACAGAUCGACAAAACCAAGGAGCCUUUCAGUGUCCGAAAUAAACCCUUCUUUGACAUUCAUGCAUCACGUAAGCUCCUGGAAGGCAGCUUCACAUCCCAAGUGAGUCACGAAGUCGAUGGACUUAUCUUCCAGCCGUGUGGGAGGUACAAGGCUGGGAGGUGUGAUGACAUCCUCAAGUGGAAGCCCCCCAACCUCAACUCUGUAGACUUUCGCCUCAAGAUCACCAAAGUCGGUGGAGAAGGGUUGCUAACACAGACUGUCGGCUUGCUCUACGUUGGCAACUAUGACAGGCCCUUUGCAAACAUGAGGGCUACCAAAGAGCUGAAACAGUACGACAACAAGAUCAUCGAGUGCUCCUUUGCUAAUAACAGCUGGGUGUUUAUGAGGCAACGGGCGGACAAAAGCUUCCCCAACUCCUACACCACAGCCAUGGCUGUGUGUAAAAGCAUCCAGGAGCCCGUCACGAAGGAAAUCCUUUUGGAGUUUCUGGAUCGCUGUGCUCAGGGAGCUAACGCACAGAACAAGAAACGCCCACCUGACCCAGACGCUCAGCUGAUGCCCCCUCCCCCUCCCAAAAGACCCAACUGGGCUGUGCAGUAGCUCAGCUGGGACCGCUGGACUGUCCCAUGGACAUACUAAACACCCGGCUCACCAUCUACAAACAGAACAAACAUGUCCGCUCUUCUUACUGCACCACCUUCGCUUCCUCAGCCUGAUCAUGUAAAAACCAGAGAGACGCGACGGCCUCAGUGUGAUUCACUCUUAGAUCUCUUUGUAGCUUUAAUUGCUUGUGCUCUUAUUAAAACACUGAACAUGAUGCUUAGGUUAUUUUCUGAUUGGUUUUUUUUCCUAUUUAUUGUUUUUAAGUCUGAGCUGAUUAGUAUUCAUCAAGAAAGGACUGUUAUGGCAACGAGUGACAGCUUUGUUUACAUUUUGUCGAUUUUAGUUUACUCUGAAAGAGAAGUAAACAUCAUCAAAGUUCAA
Molecule: messenger RNA, 2526 nt
Organism: Nothobranchius furzeri (turquoise killifish)
Lineage: Eukaryota; Metazoa; Chordata; Actinopteri; Cyprinodontiformes; Nothobranchiidae
Gene: rngtt
Product: RNA guanylyltransferase and 5'-phosphatase
Biological process (GO): protein dephosphorylation; 7-methylguanosine mRNA capping
Molecular function (GO): mRNA guanylyltransferase activity; ATP binding; protein tyrosine/serine/threonine phosphatase activity
Source: RefSeq, a predicted model, not a curated record